GCUUCUUGCAUCACAGACUAAAACACAUUUUAUGGAAGGCAACUGCAGUAAAAGUUCAUGUCACUGCUUCAAAUCUAAGCAUAUGUUGCUGUUUUUCUGAUGCUUGACUUUUUUGAGUGUCUAGAUUAAUCCUGGCUGAACCAUGUCAGAGACUGUACUGGAAGAAAUCUUCAUGAAAAGAUCUCAGCAGAAGAAGAAGACCUCGCCUUUGAAUUACAAGGAGAGAUGGUUUGUUCUCAACCAGGAGAAAAUAGCCUACUAUGAUUAUGAUUCUGACAAAGGGAAGCGAAAAGGUAUGAAAGGAUCAGUGGACCUCGAGAAGAUAAAGUGUGUAGAGAUGGUCCAACCAGAGCCCAAUACACCGCAAGAGCGCCUCUAUGCUUUCCAGAUCAUCUAUGAUGAGGGGCCGCUGUACGUUUUUGCAAAAAAUGAGGAUAUUCGGGAUCAGUGGAUAAAGAAGCUGAAAGAAAUGGUGCGCUUCAACAAGGAUCUCAUGCAGAAGUACCAUCCUUGUUUCUGGGUGGAUGGGGUGUGGCUGUGCUGCAAGCAGGAAGUAAAACAAGCUAUGGGCUGCACAGUGCUGGAUAGUAAGAACGGCUUUGCAUCUAAAGCAUCUCAGCGAAGAGCAUCCAGGAAACCUCUUCCUCCAACCCCAAAAGAGGAGAAGUCUGUACGACCUUUACCCCCACAACCCACUGAAUCAUCCUACCCCUCAGUGGGCAUGACUGUCAUAGCAGAGUAUAACUACACACCCAUGACAUCCCAAGACCUGGAGCUGAGGAAGGAUGAAGAGUACGCCAUCCUGGAGAUGUCUGAUCAGAACUGGUGGAAAGCAAGAGACAAAUAUGGAAAAGAAGGAUAUAUACCUUGUAAUUAUGUUGUUGAAGCCGAAAAUGGGCUGGAAAGAUUUGACUGGUAUUCCAAGAAUAUGAAUCGUAGCCAGGCAGAAAACCUGUUAAAGACUGAGAACAAAGACGGCGGCUUCCUGGUACGGGACUCAAGCAAGGCCGGGAAAUACACCGUGUCUUUGUUCACUAAGAGUGGCGGGGAAACAAGUGGAUGCUGCAGACAUUAUAACAUCUGCACCACUGCACAGGGCCAGUUUUACCUGGCAGAGAGGCAUUUUUUCAGCACCAUCCCAGAGCUCAUCAACUACCACCAGCACAAUGCAGCAGGUAUGGUUAGCAGGCUGAAAUACAUUGUAUCCAACCGGGCGCUGCCUCCAUCAACAGCAGGGCUUGGCUAUGGUGUGUGGGAGAUUGAUCCCCAUAACCUAACCUUCAUCAAGGAGCUGGGCACCGGUCAGUUUGGAGUGGUGAAGUAUGGGAAGUGGCAGGGACAGCAUGAUGUGGCCAUUAAGAUGAUUAAAGAAGGCUCCAUGUCUGAAGAUGAUUUCAUAGAAGAAGCCAAAAUCAUGAUGAAGCUACGGCAUGAAAACCUGGUACAGCUGUAUGGCGUGUGCACCAAACAAAGACCCAUUUAUAUAGUGACUGAGUUCCUUUCUAAUGGCUGCCUGCUGACGUACCUCAGGGAGGGCCUGAUGCAGCAUCCCACAGCUGUGCAGCUCCUGGAGAUGUGUAAAGACGUCUCUGAAGGCAUGGCCUAUCUGGAGUCACAGCAGUACAUCCACAGAGAUCUGGCUGCCAGAAACUGUUUAGUGGAUGGGAAUGGCACCAUCAAAGUGACGGACUUUGGACUGUCAAGGUAUGUCUUAGAUGAUGAGUACACAAGCUCAGCAGGAUCCAAGUUUCCCGUUCGUUGGUCACCUCCUGAGGUCCUCCUCUACUGCAAAUUCAGCAGCAAGUCAGACAUAUGGGCAUAUGGGGUUCUCAUGUGGGAGGUGUACACUUUGGGACGACUUCCGUAUGAGCGCCUUAACAACACGGAAAUAGUGGAUCAGGUGUCCCGGGGUCUGCGCCUUUUCCGCCCCCAGCUGACCAAUGAGAAGGUCUACAGCAUUAUGACAAGCUGUUGGAAUGAUAAAGCAGAUGAAAGACCCACCUUUCAGGAGCUGGCGCUGAUUGUCCAGGAUGUGCUAUACGAGCUCCAGUAGAUUUCCGAAGAGUCAAAAGACAUCAACACAAACAGACAGUUGAUCCCGCCACACCAGCAUCUCCAUCUGUCCCGGAAACACAAUCAUUGAGCCAGUUUACAGCUAGAACAUGGGACUUCACAGCUUCAGAGGUCCUCUGUAAUGUGAAUAUGUGAAAUAUGAGUUUUGCUUUAAAUCACUGAUUAGAUAAGCUUCCCAUUACAUUACUAGAAGUAAAGUCCUAUAUGUGUAUUUUAUUGACGGCGUUCUUUCUUUAUUGUAAUCUGUGUAUCGUAAUCUGUGUAAUGUAAUCCGUGAAAUCAGUGUGAAUUGUAGACACAUCUGCGUGUGGAAACAAGAUUUGUGAAAACUUCUAAUUGCACAAAUAAAAGCCAAGUAUGCAGGGCUUGGAAAUAAGGGAAUUAUCAUGGGAAAUAUACAUUACAAAACAUCUUAUAAAAAUUGUUGAUCUCACAUUAUAAUCCAAAACACAUUUUUUGUAGCGAUAAUACUUUCGCAAUGUGUGGUAUUAUUUGUUUAAGAAACUAAUAAAUAAUUUAUUGAAAAUGGCCGUUAUGAAAAAUGACGCAUGAAUGACGAUCAUCACCUGAAGAACGUGCUCUGUGAUUGGUUGAAGUACUUCCUACUUCCUGUGGUCCAUACAUACACGUGAAGGUCAGCAACAGAGCCAUAAGGCUUACAUAUUUGGGUAAAUAUUGCUCUUACGGCCGGUUUUUAGUUAAAUAUGAACAGCCAGGGAGCGACAGCGGACCCUCAGCUUCAGCACUUCAUCGAGAUCGAGACUCAGAAACAAAGGUUUCAGCAGCUGGUGCAUCAGAUGACUGAGGUUUGCUGGGACAAAUGUAUGGAUAAGCCUGGGCCAAAACUGGACUCCAGGACAGAAAUGUGCUUCGUUAACUGCGUGGAGCGAUUUAUAGAUACCAGCCAGUUCAUUCUAAAUAGGCUGGAACAGACUCAAAAGAGCAAGGGCUCAUACUCUGAGACCAUGUUGGAAUAAAAACUGUCACUGAAAGGACUGACGAGACACAUGCAUGUGGCCCCGGCUCUAUGACGAGGCUGACACCGCCGUCUGUAAUGAACUUUUUGUUCAAAUGGAAAAAGGAAAAACACAAGUGCCUCAGAUCAACACAACGUAUGGAUGCAGAAGUCUAGGGUUUAAGGCCAUACACUUAGCAGGAUAGGAACAACAUGCUCAGAUUGUGUUCUAUUGCUAGCAGUUACCUCAUGUUCUGUUUUUCAAGCAAAUUAUCUGGCCAGACUGAAUGUGGGUGACUGCAGAAAGAUGGACGCAUCACAAGGAUAUUCAGAUUCAGCCGUCUGUUUUUGAAAACAAGGACUCAACACACACCCUGCUGCAAUUUAAGAGAAGUAACAGAUGUAACAGAUGUCUUGACCGGAAAAAAGCGUGAGGUUCUGGAUUGUACAUAUGCAAUAAACAUAAUGCCAAAUCA
Eleginops maclovinus (Patagonian blennie) is the source of this 3504-nucleotide messenger RNA. RefSeq names its product Bruton agammaglobulinemia tyrosine kinase (gene btk). The transcript has 19 exons. The coding region runs from base 143 to 2053 and encodes 636 amino acids. Lineage: Eukaryota; Metazoa; Chordata; Actinopteri; Perciformes; Eleginopidae. Gene Ontology annotation, cellular component: plasma membrane. The record is from RefSeq and is a predicted model, not a curated record. Gene Ontology annotation, biological process: T cell receptor signaling pathway; B cell receptor signaling pathway; adaptive immune response. Gene Ontology annotation, molecular function: non-membrane spanning protein tyrosine kinase activity; ATP binding; protein binding.